CACAUGGGUGGAGUAUGGGAGCGGAUGGUGCGAAGCGUGAAAGAAUCGAUGAGAGCUCUCGACGACGGAAGGAAACUCAACGACGAGAUUCUGCUGACGGUGUUGGCGGAAACAGAAGCUUUUAUAAACUCUCGUCCACUGACGUACAUGCCUCAAAGUUCGGCCGACUACGAAGCGUUGACACCCAACCACUUUUUGGGUAACUCCACGGGAGAUCAGGACCCUAUGCGUGAUCCAAUCAGUCUCAGCCAAGCACUGCAAAGCAGUUACCUUCGUUCGCAGUAUUUAGCUGAUGCUACAUGGGACAGAUGGCUGAAGGAAUACUUUCCUAAUAUGAACAAGCGGUCCAAGUGGUUCGAAGAUGUGGUGUCGGUUAAACUUGGAGACCUGGUGUAUAUUGCGGAAGGCAGUCGGCGUACCUGGAUCCGAGGAAGGAUCGUGGAGCUAAUCCCGAACAAGGAUGGAAGGAUCAGACGUGUUGCAGUACAAACGGCAUCUGGACGACUUGAGAGACCGGUGGCGAAGCUGGCCGUUAUGGAGAUAGGUAACGGUGAAUCCGAGCAAGGCGAUGCGGAGGCCGAUCCGGAUUCACGGGGUGGAGAAUGUUCUGGCAUCCCUGACGUCGCUGCAUCUGAACAGACCUAACGGCCACGCUACGAACUGUCAAACCAGAAAACGGUUAGAAGUGAAAAUUUGCGACGAACUGAGAAAGAUUUUAGAGACGCUCUGCGUAAAAUUUAUAUGUUACCGAUAGUUUUAGUUUUUUAAAGUUGUUUGUGCCAUUCCGCACACCGGUAAAAACCCGAUCUAAGGCUGAUACCACGCACAGUCGAGCAUCCCUUUCAAAAGGGCCGAUAUAGGCCAGAAAUCUACGCUCUUUAUUUGUAUAACUUGGCAUCAAAACACGGAUACUCCUCUUGUACUAAAGGAGACAAAUCUUUGAGCUGCUCCUGCUCCAACUAGAGCUGCUGCGAGAACCUUUAGUGAAUUAUAUUCCAAC
Molecule: messenger RNA, 1000 nt
Organism: Uranotaenia lowii
Lineage: Eukaryota; Metazoa; Arthropoda; Insecta; Diptera; Culicidae
Exons: 2
Coding region: 4-645 (213 amino acids)
Source: RefSeq, a predicted model, not a curated record